AUGGCUACAACUUCCCCUCGCCCUUGUGGGUCCCUCAGGGUCACGACCAACUGCCGCCCAAACAGUGCCGUCUCCGUCAACUGCCGACCCGGACACGGCCUUCUGCGCCGAUCCAGUGUUUGCCUGCCUUCCCCGGGGCGGACCACCCCAUCACUGCCCAGCAGCUGCCGAAGUGGGGGCUACGUGCCAUCUACCUGCCUUCCCCCUCCUAGCUUGGGUUCCACCUGUGUCCCGCCACCCUGCAUCCCACCUCCUGCCCACCCUCUCAACUGCUUCGCUGGGAACCGUGAUGAAGGCAUCCUGAACUGCAAUGAAAAGGAAACCAUGGAGUUCCUGAACAGCCGGCUGGGCAACUACCUGGAAAGAGUGCACUGCCUGGAGCACGAGAAUGCCGACCUGGAAAGCAAGAUCCGCGAAUGGUACGAAUGUGAGAACGCUUACGUGUGCACCGACUUCAAACCUUUCUACUGCAACAUUGAUGAGCUCCAGCAGCAGAUUUGCUGCACUAAAGCUGACAAUGCAAGACUGUGUCUCGACAUUGAUAAUCUCAAAAUGGCUUCGGAUGACUACUGCACUAAGUAUGAUUAUGAACUGAGCCUGCGCCAGCGGGAUGAGGCUGACAUCAAUGGCCUUCGCAGAGUCCUGGAUGAUCUCACCCUGUGCAGGGCUGACUUGGAAGCUCAACUCGAGUCCUUGACUGAAGAGAUGAUGUGCCUCAAGAAGAACCAUGAAGAGGAGUCCUGUGCCCUUCGAUCCCAGCUUGGCGAUCGCAUCAACGUUGAGGUGGAUGCCGCCCCAUCUUGCAACCUUAACAAGGUCCUGGAUGAGAUGCGAUGCCAGUAUGAGGCUGACCUUGAAAAAAACCGUCGGGAAGUUGAAGACUGGUACUGUACCCAGAUGGAAGAGCUAAACAGGGAGGUGAUCUCCAGUGGAGAACAGCUGCAAUGCUGCCAGACCGAGAUAAUUGAGACAAGGCGUUGCGUUCAGGCCCUGGAGAUCGACCUACAGGCUCAGCAGAGCAUGAAAGGUGCCUUGGAGUGCACGCUGCAAGAAACAGAGUCCCGCUACUGCACUCAGCUCUCCCAGCUCCAGUGCCUGAUCAGCAACGUGGAGGCCCAACUUGCCGAAAUCCGCUGCGACAUCGAGCGCCAGAACUGCGAGUACAAGACCCUCCUCGACGAAAAGGCCCGGCUGGACUGUGAGAUUGCCACUUACCGCAACAUGCUGGAAGGAGAAGACUGCAAGCUACCCAAUCGUCCCUGCAACCCGGAGUGUGCAACCGCCAUCCGUUCGUCCGUCUGCCGACCAGUUUGUGUGCCAGAGCCCGUCUGUGCUCCCGUCUGUCCACCAAACUGCAAGCCCUGCAUGCCGGUGGUCGAGCCCAAACUGGCCCCAUCCUGUGUCAAUCCCUGUGGGCCAGUUUGUGCUCCAUGUGGCCCUCCACCCUGCGGACCGCCUGUCUGUGGCCCAUGUAGGCCACCCUGCCCACCACCGUGUGGCCCGUGCCCACCAGGCCCGCGAAUCAGCACCAAGAUCUGCCGCAUGUGA
Messenger RNA from Elgaria multicarinata webbii, 1548 nucleotides. Its product is annotated as keratin, type I cuticular Ha4-like. The record is from RefSeq and is a predicted model, not a curated record. Gene Ontology annotation, cellular component: cytoskeleton. Gene Ontology annotation, biological process: intermediate filament organization; epithelial cell differentiation. NCBI's taxonomy places the organism in Eukaryota, Metazoa, Chordata, Lepidosauria, Squamata, Anguidae. Gene Ontology annotation, molecular function: structural molecule activity. The transcript has 7 exons. The coding region runs from base 1 to 1548 and encodes 515 amino acids.